Messenger RNA from Marmota monax (woodchuck), 2017 nucleotides. It is a transcript of the gene Sting1, whose product is annotated as stimulator of interferon response cGAMP interactor 1. Lineage: Eukaryota; Metazoa; Chordata; Mammalia; Rodentia; Sciuridae. Bases 283 to 1422 code for a protein of 379 amino acids. Gene Ontology annotation, molecular function: cyclic-di-GMP binding; 2',3'-cyclic GMP-AMP binding. Gene Ontology annotation, biological process: positive regulation of macroautophagy; positive regulation of type I interferon production; innate immune response. The record is from RefSeq and is a predicted model, not a curated record. The transcript is spliced from 8 exons. Gene Ontology annotation, cellular component: endoplasmic reticulum membrane; autophagosome.
CCCCUUCCUGAAGUCCCAGUCUUCAGAAAAAAAAGGAUCUACAACUGGAAAUCUGCUUUAAACAAUUAACCAGCAUUGCAUGUGUUGCCUUUGGCCCUUGUGUGGAGUCCUGCUGGGUGUUGGUAGAGUGUUUUGGAUCCUGGGGACUUGAGAGGAACCUGGUGUACAGGGUUGUGGCUACAGGCUGUACUCAGACAGGUUUCAUUGGCUGCUGGUAGUCGCUGUGCCUGCCCUUCAACGUCUGUCAUCUACCAGAAAGGACCUGUGUGUAGGAGGCAGAAGAUGCCAUGCUCCAGAUUGCAUCCAUCCAUCCCACAUCCCAGGGGUCACCGGGCCCAGCAGAUGGCCUUGAUCCUGCUGGGGGCCUGCCUGGUGGCCCUUUGGGGACUUGGAAAUUCUCCAGACCAUACUCUUCAGUACCUGGUAUUCUACUUAGCCUCUCUGCAGUUGGGACUGCUGUUAAAAGGGAUCUGCUGUCUGGCUGAGGAGCUAUGCCACAUCCAUUCCAGGUACCAAGGUAGCUACUGGAAGGCUGUGAGGGCCUGUGUGGAUUGUCCCAUCCGCCGUGGAGCUGUGCUGCUGCUGUCCUGCUAUUUCUACUGCUCCCUCCCAAACCCCACUGGCCAGCCCCUCAGUUCGAUGCUGGCCUUCCUGGGCUUCUCACAGGCCCUGAGCAUCCUCCUGGGUCUCCAGGGCCUGGCCCCAGCUGAAGUCUCUGCAGUCUGUGAAAAAAGGAACUUCAACGUCGCCCAAGGACUGGCAUGGUCAUAUUACGUUGGAUACCUGCGGCUGAUCCUGCCAGGACUCCGGGCUCGGAUCCAAACUUAUAACCAGUUCCACAACAACAUGCUACGAGGUGCAGGGAGCCAACGGCUGUAUAUCCUCUUCCCGCUGGAGUGUGGGGUGCCUGAUGACCUGAGUGUAGCUGACCCCAACAUUCGCUUCCUGCAUACUCUGCCCCAGCAGAGUGCUGACCGUGCUGGCAUCAAGGGCCGGGUUUACUCCAACAGCAUCUAUGAGCUUCUGGAGAAUGGGAAGCCGGCAGGUACCUGUGUCCUGGAGUAUGCCACCCCCUUGCAGACCUUGUUUGCCAUGUCACAGGAUGGCAGAGCUGGCUUUAGCCGGGAGGAUCGGCUUGAACAGGCCAAACUCUUCUGUCGAACACUUGAGGACAUCCUGGCAGAAGUCCCUGAGUGUCAGAACAACUGUCGCCUCAUUGUCUACCAGGAAUCUGCAGAGGGGAGCAGCUUCUUGCUGUCACAGGAAGUUCUCCGGCACAUGCGGCAGGAGGAAAAAGAGGAGGUUACUUUGAGCACCAUGGGGACCUCAGUGGUGCCCAGUUCCUCCACCCUGUCCCAAGAGCCCAAGCUCCUCAUCAGUGAUAUGGAACAGCCUCUCCCACUCCGCACUGAUGUCUUCUGAGGCCCAGGGUCAUCUUGCCUGAGCCUUCGAGAAUCAGAACUGGAGCUUGCUUCAACUGCUGGAUGUUCAGCAGAGCCAUGCCUCCCAAAGAGGACUUUGCAGAGAAAGUUUCUGGACUUGACAUCUCCAGAUGAGUCCUGUAUCCAUGGGCAAGCCAUUUUACCUUUUUGAGCUGUAAUCUCUUCUACAAAAUGGGAUUAUAAUUAUUGCCCUACCUCACAGGGUUGUUGUGAGGACUGUGCAUAUGUAGAAGUUUUGUCUAAGCUCUAAGUACCAGGUAAACUUAAGGGGUAUGCCAGUUAUUUUCCGUUAGACCCUCUAGUGCCCAGGGACAGAUUUGUCUGGGUGGCACAACAGACUCUCUUGUCCUUGGAUUUCUGGUCAUCUUUGCUCAAUGGGGAGCUUCAGCAGGAGAAUGGAGGGAGGAAGAGGUUGGGGUGUUUAUCCCAGCUCCCUCCUGGCAGUUCAAAAGUCGAGUGGGCUCUCUUGACAAGUGACCCUCCUGGCAAACCUGUCCAUCUCCAGGUUUGGGGAACUGCCUCCUCUCCUUACCCCUGGCAAUGGCAUUGGCUCUCCAGUAAAGGCCUCACUCUCA